AUGACACUACCAACUGCAGCUGUCAUUUUGUUCUUCCUGCCUUUAAAGCAUCGAUCUGGAGAUUACAUCGAGAAGAUGAGAAAAAUUGACUACGUUGGUAUACUGCUAAACGUAGCAUCUACUUUGCUGCUCCUGAUACCUUUGUCCGGUGGCGGUGUCCAGUAUGCCUGGUCAUCGCCUUUCUUCCUCGGUGCUACAGCCACUGGCGCAGUAUUAGCCGUUCUUUUCGUGCUGUACGAGUGGAAACUGGUAGCCCUUCCAAUCAUGCCGCUUCGCCUGUUCCGGGCUCCUCAUUGCUGGUCGCUCUACUGCCAGUCCUUCUUGACCGGUCUCGCCUAUUUUGGAAAUUUCUUUUAUCUCCCAAUCUACUUCCAAUCAAUACUACGUUACACCCCUCUGGUUUCAGGUGCGUUGAUCUUGCCGGUCAUCAUCACCACUUCAGUUACGUCGAUUGCAUCUGGUCAGUGGAUGGCACGUAUAGGCAGCUACAUGCCUUGUAUCCUUGUCGGGUUUGCACUCUGGACUCUGGGAAGUGGGCUCACAUUGCUUUUUGACAGAGGGACCGGCCUUGCGGUGCUGGUAGUGGUCCUCAUCGUGGAGGGUGCUGGCAUUGGUCUCACACUUCAGCCAACCCUCGUUGGCAUUUACGCGAAUAGCCGCACCGACGACCGCGCCGUCGCAACGGGAUUACGCAAUUUUCUUCGAACUAUAGGCGGCGCCUUCGGCUUGGUCGUAUCUGGAGUGAUCCUUUCGAACACUCUGAGUCGGAACUUGAGCGGCGAGACCUUUGUAUCUGACGGUCUGAUUGCAGACCUCACAUCCUCGACAUAUGCUCUGGAUGCGCUGGACCUUACCCGGGAUCAACAGAACUUAGUUCUCGAUGUUUACAUGCUGGGAUUACAUUAUGUUUUUGUAUUCUUCACGGCGUGCUCUGGCCUUAGCUUAGUUCUCACUAUAUGGGUCGGUAACACCAGUCUCAAAGCGCCCAAGAAGGCUGAGGACGAAGAAGCUGCAUCUGACAAGAUCGAUGAAAUGGCAUGCCAAGACCACGUCGCACCAGAUUCGAAUGUCGCUACAAGUAGCAAAGAUGUGAAGGAAACGAAGGGGCAAAAACGAGAGAAGAGCCCUGCCAUAUAA
Parastagonospora nodorum SN15 is the source of this 1137-nucleotide messenger RNA. RefSeq lists its product as hypothetical. The record is from RefSeq and is a predicted model, not a curated record. Bases 1 to 1137 code for a protein of 378 amino acids. Gene Ontology annotation, molecular function: transmembrane transporter activity. NCBI's taxonomy places the organism in Eukaryota, Fungi, Ascomycota, Dothideomycetes, Pleosporales, Phaeosphaeriaceae. Gene Ontology annotation, biological process: transmembrane transport. The transcript has a single exon.